AUGUCUUCAACAAGGAAAUGGGCUAGCUCAAUCUGCUCCAUUGCUUUUCUCAUAUAUUUCGCUGUUAUCAUCCUUCAAGUCCCAAUUUUCAGUGUUCCAUGCAGAAUCGGUAUCUGUAAGACCCCAUUAGAAGUCACUUCUUCUCAGUUAAUUGCAAGUGACGUGUUCCCUCCUUUCAUUGUGAAGGCCCUUCUUUACCCAGGAGCUCUUGCAAAGGCUCUUUACAAUCACAAAACCAUCCCAAACUUCAGAAACCUCCUUAAGUUAUACAAGUUCAAUUCAAGGCAAAUUACCCCAACAUCAGAUCUUCAUCGCCUAGAGGUUCUAGCAGGAAGCUAUUUAUCUGUGGGAGGAGCAAUUAUGGGUCUGAUGAAACCAGGGAGAAUGGGCCUCUUUGGAAUACUUCUUUUGAUAUGGGGUCUCAUUAGAGAAUCCAUUAUGUUCCAAUCUGGUUUGGAUCACGAAAAAGCUUCUCAUAUUCGUCCUGCUAUGUGGAUUGCACUUGUUUCUGCAUUCUUGUCCAUUAGAAAGGAUGUCAGAAAGAUUAUACGUACUUUCAGAGGAAACCAAACUCUGAAGCAUAAAUAUGUCUAGCUGUCUGAAAUUGAAAUAGCAUGAUUUAGCUAUAAUGCUUGGUUUGAUCUGACUGGUACGGAGUUAUAUACCUGUUUUGUUUGCUACUCAUUGCAAUCAUGAAUGAAUUGUAGAUAUAUGGCUGCUUGAUUCCGUUGUGCAUUGC
Neltuma alba is the source of this 739-nucleotide messenger RNA. RefSeq lists its product as uncharacterized. Bases 1 to 594 code for a protein of 197 amino acids. Lineage: Eukaryota; Viridiplantae; Streptophyta; Magnoliopsida; Fabales; Fabaceae. The record is from RefSeq and is a predicted model, not a curated record. The transcript is spliced from 3 exons.